Messenger RNA from Perognathus longimembris pacificus (Pacific pocket mouse), 4750 nucleotides. RefSeq names its product sterol regulatory element binding transcription factor 1 (gene Srebf1). Lineage: Eukaryota; Metazoa; Chordata; Mammalia; Rodentia; Heteromyidae. Bases 733 to 4287 code for a protein of 1184 amino acids. Gene Ontology annotation, molecular function: DNA-binding transcription factor activity, RNA polymerase II-specific; RNA polymerase II cis-regulatory region sequence-specific DNA binding; protein dimerization activity. Gene Ontology annotation, cellular component: nucleus. Gene Ontology annotation, biological process: regulation of transcription by RNA polymerase II. The record is from RefSeq and is a predicted model, not a curated record. The transcript is spliced from 20 exons.
CCUGCUUGGGCCACUCCCCUCCUCAGAAGGCCAGUUUUCCGCUUACUACGCUGGGAAGACCAGUUUAUCUACCAGUGGUUUUGCCCUUCUAUUCAACAUCAUCAACUUCCCAGUCCCCUUGAUGAGAACAGCCAUUUGGCCCUUAGUUACAGAUGGAGAAAACAGAGGCACAGAGUAAUGAUGUAAUUGGCCACACAGCACGUCUGUUAGAGCUGUCACUUGGACCCGCAUCUGUCUGGUCCUAAAGAACAAAAUCGAGGAAGUGAAGUUUGUCGGUGCUCACUUCCCCUGCGGUCCAGAGACGACUGGAAUGGACUCAGUCCUGGCUCAACUUGCUCGUGCUGGAGAAACUGAGACCUAGAGGGGCCGUGUGCUGCCCAGGCACUCGCGCAGCCUGCCAGAGGCCGUCGGGCUUGAGGCUGGGUGAAAGUACGACAGGACGGGAGGUCUGCGCUGGGCAGGACCUGGGUGCUGUCCCGGGGGGAGCGGGUAGGGGGGGUCCCCAGCUCUCUCAGGUGGGGCGGAUCAUCUACCCUCGGGGGCGGGGUCUCCGAUCAGGCUCCGCCCCGCCUCGCCCGCCCAGCGAGCGGCUGCCGCGGGAAUCCAGUUUCCGAGGAACUUUUCGAGGGCGCUAGGCCGCCUCCGAGGCCCGGCAGGACGCGAGCGCGCGCCGGGCGGCGGCUGCGGGCCGGUACCGCGGCGCUCCCGGGAAGCGCCUGAGGGUGCGGCGCCAUGGACGAGCUGCCUUUCUGCGAGGCGGCUCUGGAGCAGGAGCUGGCCGAGCUUAGCGAGGUGGACGCGGCGCUGCUGACCGACAUCGAAGGUGAAGUUGUCCUCGGUCAGGGCCAGCAGCCUGGAUGCCCCGAGGGGGCGGAGGGCGCAGACCACGGAACCAUGGAUUGCACAUUCGAAGACAUGCUUCAACUUCUCAACAAUCAAGACAGCGACUUUCCCGGCCUCUUUGAUCCACCCUAUGCAGGGGGUGGGGCCGGGGGUCCAGACCCCAGCAGCCCUGGCCCCAGCUCCCCAGGCACCUUGUCCCCACCUCCUGCUGCUCUGAGCUCCCCUCUGGAAGCCUUGCUGGGGGCGCCUAAGUCAACAUCCCCACCCUUGUCCCCUCCCCAGUCUUCACCCGCCCCACUGAAGAUGUACCCAUCUGUACCCCCCUUUUCCCCAGGGCCUGGUAUCAAAGAAGAGCCAGUGCCGUUAACCAUCUUGCAGCCUUCUCCCACCCCACAGCCCCUUCCAGGGACCCUCCUGCCCCAGAGCUUCUCAGCCCCAGCCCCAUCCCCAUCCCCAGCCCCAGCCCCAGCCCCAGGUCCAGCCCCCUCUCAGUUCAGCUCUGCCCCAGUUUUGAGCUACUCUAGUCCUCCUGGCAGCUUCUCCACAGGGCCCCUUCCAGCCAGUGCCCAGCCACCGCUCCCUGGCCUGCCUCUGGCUUCCACACCUGGAGGCCAGCCCGUGUCCAUGAACACUCAGGUGCAGGGUGCAGCUGCCCCGCAGCUAUUGACAGCCACAGCAGCUCCUGGAGCAACCACGGUGACCUCGCAGAUCCAGCAGGUUCCGGUCCUGCUGCAGCCUCACUUCAUCAAGGCAGAUUCGCUGCUGCUCACAACCAUGAAGACGGACGUAGGGGCCACUGUGAAGACGGCGGGCAUCGGUGCCCUGGCCCCUGGUGCCACUGUGCAGGCAGGGCCCUUGCAGACCCUGGUGAGUGGUGGAACCAUCCUGGCUACAGUGCCGCUGGUUGUGGAUACUGACAAGCUGCCCAUCAACCGGCUGGCAGCUGGCAAGGGCCCAGGCUCAGCUCAGAGUCGCGGUGAGAAGCGCACGGCCCAUAAUGCCAUCGAGAAGCGCUACCGCUCCUCCAUUAACGACAAGAUCGUAGAGCUCAAGGACCUGGUGGUGGGCACUGAAGCGAAGCUGAAUAAAUCUGCUGUCUUGCGCAAGGCCAUAGACUACAUCCGCUUCUUACAACACAGCAACCAGAAACUAAAGCAGGAAAAUCUGAGUCUUCGAACUGCUGCCCACAAAAGCAAGUCGCUGAAGGAUCUGGUGUCCACUUGUGGCAAUGGAGGAAGCACAGAUGUGCCCAUGGACGGCCUGAAGCCCGAGGUGAUGGACACGCUGACACCCCCGCCCUCAGAUGCCGGCUCACCCUCCCAGAGCAGCCCUCUGUCCCGUGGCAGUGGUGGCAGUGGCAGUGGCAGUGACUCCGAGCCCGACAGCCCAGUCUUCGAGGACAGUCAGGUGAAGCCCGAGCAGUUGUCGUCCUCCCACAGCCGGGGCAUGCUGGAUCGUUCCCGCUUAGCUCUGUGUGCUCUGGUCUUCCUCUGUCUGUCUUGUAACCCCCUGGCCUCCCUGCUGGGCAGCCUCUCUGAUGCCACCCACGUCCACCACGGUCCUGGGCGUAGCAUGCUGGAGAUUGAAGGCAGAGAUGGCACUGAUUGGGUGCCAUGGCUGCUGCCCCCGCUGGUCUGGCUGGCCAAUGGGCUACUGGUGCUGGUCUCCUUGGCAUUUCUCUUCAUCUACGGGGAACCGGUGACACGGCCCCACUCUGGCCCCGCUGUGCACUUCUGGAGACACCGAAAACAAGCUGACCUGGACCUGGCUCGGGGGGACUUCGCCCAGGCCGCCCAGCAGCUGUGGCUGGCUCUGGGAGCUCUGGGCCGGCCGCUGCCCACCUCCCACCUGGACCUGGCCUGCAGCCUGCUCUGGAACCUCAUCCGCCACCUGUUGCAGCGCCUCUGGGUGGGCCGAUGGCUAGCAGGCCGGGCCGGGGGCCUGCAGAGGGACUGCACCCUGAGAGCAGAUGUGCGUGCCAGUGCCAGGGACGCGGCCCUUGUCUACCAUAAGCUGCACCAGCUGCAUGCCAUGGGGAAGUACACAGGCGGGCACCUCACUGCUACCAAUCUAGCACUGAGUGCCCUGAACCUGGCCGAGUGUGCCGGGGACGCUGUGUCCAUGGCGACACUGGCAGAGAUCUAUGUGGCAGCAGCCCUGAGGGUCAAGACCAGUCUCCCAAGGGCCCUGCACUUCCUGACGCGCUUCUUCCUGAGUAGUGCUCGCCAGGCCUGCCUAGCACAGAGUGGUUCCAUGCCUCUCGCCAUGCAGUGGCUCUGCCACCCUGUGGGCCACCGUUUCUUCGUGGAUGGGGACUGGGCCGUGCGCAGCACCCCACGGGAGAGCCUCUACAGCUUGGCCGGAAACCCAGUGGAUCCCCUGGCCCGGGUGACUCAGAUGUUCCGUGAGCAUCUCUUGGAGCGAGCGCUGAACUGUGUGGCCCAGCCCAGCCCAAGCUCCAGCCCCAGCCCAGGGUCAGCAGAUGGGGACAGGGAAUUCUCAGAUGCCCUCGGGUACCUGCAGCUGCUGAACAGUUGCUCGGAUGCUGCUGGGGCUCCCGCUUGCAGCUUCUCCAUCAGCUCCAGCAUGGUUGCCACUACUGGUACCGACCCUGUGGCCAAGUGGUGGGCCUCGCUGACGGCUGUGGUGAUCCAUUGGCUGCAGCGGGAUGAGGAGGCGGCGGAGCGGCUGUACCCACUGGUGGAGCACCUGCCUCAAGCUCUGCAGGAGACCGAGAGACCCCUGCCCAAGGCUGCCCUGCACUCCUUCAAGGCUGCCCGAGCCCUGCUGGGCCGUGGGAAAACAGAGCCUGGUCCAACCAGCCUGGCCAUCUGUGAGAAGGCCAGUGGGUACCUGUGGGACAGUCUGGCCACUGCACCAACCAGCAGCUCCAUUGACAAGGCCAUGCAGCUGUUCCUGUGUGACCUGCUCCUUGUGGUACGCACUAGCCUGUGGCGGCAGCAACAGCCACUGGCCUCACCGCAGGCAGCCCCGGGCACCAGCAGCGGACCCCAGGCCUCUGCCCUGGAGCUGCGUGGCUUCCAAAGGGACCUGAGCAGCCUGCGGCGCCUGGCACAGAACUUCCGGCCUGCCAUGAGGAGGGUAUUCCUACAUGAGGCCACAGCACGGUUGAUGGCAGGAGCCAGCCCUGCCCGGACACACCAGCUCCUGGACCGCAGUCUGAGAAGGCGGGCAGGCCCCGGUGGCAAAGGAGGCGCGGCAGCGGAGCUGGAGCCCCGGCCCACGUGGCGGGAGCAUACUGAGGCCUUGCUGCUGGCCUCCUGCUACCUGCCUCCCGGCUUCCUGUCGGCUCCUGGACAGCGCGUGGGCAUGCUAGCCGAGGCCGCUCGCACGCUCGAGAAGCUCGGCGAUCGGCAGCUGCUGCAUGACUGCCAGCAGAUGCUCCUGCGCCUGGGCGGCGGGACCACUGUCACUAACAGCUAGAUUCUGGGCGGCAAGUCUUGGUCUCAGCAUCCUUGUUUCCGACGGGCUGCUUGAACUGCCCCUGCCGGGGGUGGGGGUAGGGGUUCGCGGGGCCCCUUAGGACCUCGGCCCCCAGCCGCCUCAGCCCUCUCCCCAGCCUGAAAGCGGCAGUCAGGAUGGUGGUGACCUCUGGUGGUCGAUCGUGGGAAUGCAGAGGCUCAGCGGUCUGCGUGCUCCGACUCGGCCCACAAUUCAGUGGGCCACUCCCUCCCCCAACCGGUGUAGGGGAGGGAGAGGCACCUUUCUCCCGCUGAGGAGGGCCUUGACCCAAGGCGCCUCUCUCCCUUCUGGAGGACUUGUACAUAGUGUAGAUUUUGGUGAGCCAGCAUCCUGGCUUCAGAGGCUCAUGUGCUACUUUGCCUUUUACAAACUUUUAUUUUCGUAGGUCGAGUUUUGUACAGAGAAUAAAUGAAAUUAUUUAUAA